GUUCAAGACAAGACAUACUUUAACAUUAAUGAAGGAAAAACGAAGAGUAUAAAUAUAGCUUAGUCAAUCCUGCCAUACGGCUCAAACUGAAACUCAAAAGCAAAUUCACUUGCAAAUUCUCUUCUUUUUCAUUGUUCUUAGCUAUGCUUUCAUUGUUAUCUCCUUCAUCACCUGCUGGAAAAUGGCUAGGAUUUGUUACUGCUAUAUGGGUGCAGGCAAUAUGUGGUAACAAUUACACAUUUUCCAACUAUUCUGAUGCUCUAAAAUCGCUCAUGGCUCUCACUCAACUGGAGCUCAAUAAUCUUUCCGUUGCUAAAGAUGUUGGCAAGGCAUUUGGCCUCAUCUCUGGCCUUGCUUCGGAUCGGUGGUCAACUUCAGCGUUACUUAUCAUAGGAUCACUUGAAGGACUUAUAGGAUAUGGUGUUCAAUGGCUCGUUGUCAGCCAGCGAAUUCGUCCUCUACCGUACUGGCAGAUGUGUAUAUUUCUGUGCAUGGGAGGCAAUAGCACAACAUGGAUGAACACGGCAGUAUUAGUGACUUGUAUGCGAAACUUCCCUAAAAAUCGUGGUCCAGUCUCUGGAAUCCUCAAGGGUUAUGUAGGACUCAGCACAGCAAUCUUCACUGAUAUUUGCACUGCUCUUUUCUCUUCCAACCCCUCUACAUUUCUGCUUAUUCUUGCCAUUGUUCCAGCCAUCGUUUGCCUUACUGCUAUUCUCUUCCUCCGGGAAACCACACCUGCUGCAGAUCCAGCAGAAAGAAAACAAGAAACUCGAUUUUUCAAUGUUUUUAAUGUCAUUGCCAUUGUAGUAGCUGUUUAUCUCUUGGCAUUUGACAUCACUGGAAAUCAUGGCCAUAUUCUUUCUCUGGCAUUUGCAGUAGGACUCGUACUCCUACUUGCUACCCCAUUACUUGUUCCUUUAUACUCGGCUUUGUUCAGGGUGAAAUCCAAUUCAGAUAUUGAACAGGUUAAGGAACCAUUACUUGUUGGUCGAAAAGAUUCACCAGCCAAGCAAGAGCCGGCAGAGAUAAUGAAUGUCGGGAUAAAGCAACGGCCAUUGAUUGGGGAGGAUCACACAAUUCUUGAAAUGAUACAAACAUAUGACUUCUGGAUUCUGUUCUUAUCAUUUCUUUGUGGUGUGGGAACUGGGAUGUGUGUGAUGAACAACAUGGGCCAGAUGGGGCUGGCUCUUGGAUAUGUUGAUUCAUCCAUUUUUGUGUCACUCACUAGCAUUUGGGGAUUUUUUGGACGCAUUUUAUCAGGCCUAGUAUCAGAAUAUUACCUCUGGAAAUUUGGGACCCCAAGGCCUCUGUGGAAUGCAGCUUCACAAAUUGUAAUGUGUCUUGGAUUUGUGGUGAUGACACUUGCCUUGCCUGGAUCACUUUACAUUGGUUCAAUAUUGGUUGGCAUAUGCUAUGGAGUUCGUCUGACAAUUACUGUCCCAGUAGCCUCAGAAUUAUUUGGUCUGAAAUAUUAUGGUUUGUUGUACAAUAUUCUCAUCCUCAAUCUUCCUUUGGGUUCCUUCCUUUUCUCUGGCCUGCUUGCUGGUUAUAUUUAUGAUGCUCAAGCAACUAGUUCAGCUGGAGGUGGCAAUGUUUGUGUUGGUCCUCAUUGUUAUUUCCUCAUCUUUCUUAUCAUGGCCCUUGCCUGUGUCCUUGGAUUUGGACUGGAUGUGCUAUUGGGGUUUAGAACAAGGAAAGUUUAUGCCAAGAUUUGUGAAGACAAGAAGUCUAGUAGGUCCAUAGUUGCCUGA
Molecule: messenger RNA, 1751 nt
Organism: Hevea brasiliensis (rubber tree)
Lineage: Eukaryota; Viridiplantae; Streptophyta; Magnoliopsida; Malpighiales; Euphorbiaceae
Product: protein NUCLEAR FUSION DEFECTIVE 4
Exons: 3
Coding region: 144-1751 (535 amino acids)
Cellular component (GO): membrane
Source: RefSeq, a predicted model, not a curated record